This is a messenger RNA of Hibiscus syriacus, 330 nucleotides long. Its product is annotated as protein tas-like. The record is from RefSeq and is a predicted model, not a curated record. NCBI's taxonomy places the organism in Eukaryota, Viridiplantae, Streptophyta, Magnoliopsida, Malvales, Malvaceae. The transcript has 3 exons. Bases 11 to 280 code for a protein of 89 amino acids.
CCCUGGCUAUAUGGAAAGAUAUAACAAGUCAAUUGCCAGGGAAGCAACGAUAAAAUACAUUGAAGUGGCGAAAAAGCAUGGAUUAACUCCGGUUGAACUCGCGCUCGGAUUCUUACGGGAUCGGCCAUUCAUGACGAGUUCGAUUAUCGGCGCGACCUCAGUCAACCAGCUCAAGGAAGAUAUCGAUGCUUUUUUGACAAUUCCACGACCUUUGGCUUCGGAGGUAAUGGAAGAUAUUGAAGCCGUUUUCAAAAGAUACAAAGACCCCGCCAUUCUCUGAGAUCAAACACUUCCAGGCAUGUCAUUUACUCAUUCUGUUCUUUUUAUUUG